Telopea speciosissima is the source of this 1009-nucleotide messenger RNA. RefSeq names its product ADP-ribosylation factor-like protein 8c. Gene Ontology annotation, molecular function: GTPase activity; GTP binding. Gene Ontology annotation, biological process: protein transport. The coding region runs from base 98 to 652 and encodes 184 amino acids. NCBI's taxonomy places the organism in Eukaryota, Viridiplantae, Streptophyta, Magnoliopsida, Proteales, Proteaceae. The transcript has 6 exons. The record is from RefSeq and is a predicted model, not a curated record.
CCUCUGUCUGGGAAGUGGGAACUAGGGUUAAGGUUUCUACACUUGUUUGAUUCGUCUACCUCGCAAUCGUAGUUGGAUUCAACUUUUUGGUUAUGAAAUGGGGCUGUUGGAGACCUUCCUCGAUUGGCUCCGGAGUUUGUUUUUCAAACAGGAAAUGGAGCUUUCCCUUAUUGGACUUCAGAAUGCAGGGAAAACAUCUCUUGUUAAUGCUAUUGCUACUGGAGGCUAUAGCGAGGACAUGAUUCCAACUGUUGGCUUCAACAUGCGAAAGAUCACAAAAGGAAAUGUAACCAUAAAGUUUUGGGAUAUUGGUGGGCAAAGGAGGUUCCGCACCAUGUGGGAGCGAUAUUGUCGUGGUGUCUCCGCAAUUCUUUAUGUAGUUGAUGCUGCAGAUCGAGAUAGUGUUCCUAUAGCACGAAGUGAAUUGCACGACCUGCUCACGAAGCCAUCCCUAAGUGGGAUUCCCCUGUUGGUUCUUGGUAACAAGAUUGAUAAGUCAGAAGCUCUUUCUAAGCAAGCAUUGGUAGAUCAGCUGGGGCUGGAGUCCAUGGCAGACAGGGAGGUCUGCUGCUACAUGAUCUCAUGUAAAGAUUCUAUAAACUUAAACAUUGUCAUCGAUUGGCUUAUCAAACACUCAAAGACAGCAAAUUGAUUCCAUUGCAAAGCUUUCAUCCAGUUUGCAGGAGAUUUUUUCUGUAAAGGCCCAUUGAGAUCUUUGUUAGACAAUCAAAUUUGAGAAUCCAUGCCUACCAAUGAUGGGAAAUUUUCCAGGCAAAAGCUGCUCUUCACCGAAGUGUUUCUGUGCAUAUUCCUCCAAGAGAAGUACAUUGUAUAAGAUGGAGUGAUUAAUCUAAUUCUUUGUGAAUGGUUUGUUUUCUUGGUUUAUUAUGUGAAGUUUUUUUAUUGUUCUUUAUAUCUUGCUGUCAAGCCUGUUGUUUGUUUGUUUGUAAUUGAAGGAAUACUUUGUAUUGCACGUUUGUUUGUAAUUGAAGGAAUACUUUGUAUUGCA